Parastagonospora nodorum SN15 is the source of this 1260-nucleotide messenger RNA. RefSeq lists its product as hypothetical. Gene Ontology annotation, biological process: attachment of GPI anchor to protein; protein localization to cell surface. The coding region runs from base 1 to 1260 and encodes 419 amino acids. Lineage: Eukaryota; Fungi; Ascomycota; Dothideomycetes; Pleosporales; Phaeosphaeriaceae. The transcript has 4 exons. The record is from RefSeq and is a predicted model, not a curated record. Gene Ontology annotation, cellular component: membrane; GPI-anchor transamidase complex.
AUGUCCGACGAGUUGCUUCUGUUUGGAGCUGCCGCAGCAGUACGCCUGCUGCUUUCUACUGUCUUUCCCGCGUUGCCCGGCCUUCUAGGUGGCCGUGUUGAAGUGUCCACACCCGUCACCAGCUUCAAGAGAUUACAAGAAGGCGUCUUUCUAUACACCCACAACGUCUCUCCGUACGAUGGCGGCAUAUACCACCAAGCACCCCUCCUUCUGCCACUCUUCGCGCUUCUCCCCAGUCCCACCGACUAUCCCAUCGCUACGGACGUCCUUUAUAUCGUGGUAGACCUCUUGAGUGCAUAUGCCAUCGGGCAGAUUGCAAACAGUGGCCAGAAUGUCGCAACUCGGCUGUUCACAUCAUCACGGAAAAACCUAAGAUGGAGCAGCCUAGCCAUUACAGCAGGCUUCCUUUUCAAUCCCUUCACCAUUGCCACGUGCCUGGCGCGCUCGACCUCGGCCUUCUCGAACCUGUUCAUCUUGACUGCCAUCGCCAAAGCCUCCCAAGGAGCCAGCAGCACCUUCAUACUUGCCUUGUCCUUUGCUGCAUACCUGUCUAUGCACCCAAUACUUUUAUUCCCACCUCUUUUGCUUCUUCUCUAUGAUGCACGCGCCAUGAAAACCAAGACGACGCCCGAUUUUUGGACUUUCACAGCUGCGCAUGCUGUCGGCUUGGUUGUUGCUAUUGGCGCACUGCUGUCAGCAUCUGCUUUCGUGACGGGCUCAUGGGACUUUUUGGGUGCUACCUAUGGCGUCAGGCUUCUGCUUCCGGAUCUUACGCCAAACGUGGGUCUGUGGUGGUACUUUUUCAUUGAGAUGUUUGAUUCGUUCCGCGAGUUCUUCUUGGGCGUCUUUUGGUUACACGCUGCUUCGUACAUGCCAGGCCUGACCAUUCGUCUUCACAAGCAGCCACUAUUUGUCGCCUGCACUCUGACCGGCGUAUUCGCCAUUUUCACUCCAUAUCCCAGCAUAGCAGACGCUGCUCUGUACCUUUCCCUUGUGCCUUUAUUCAGGCAUCUGUUUCCUUUGAUGCGAUACACCUUCAUGGCAUCGGCUGCCAUUUUGUAUGCAUCGGUCCUAGGGCCCGCAUUCUACCACCUGUGGGUGUAUGCGGGCUCGGGCAACGCCAACUUCUUCUACGCUAUCACUUUGGUCUGGAGCUUAGGUCUAUCCAUCAUCCUUGGCGACUCUAUGUACGCCGCGUUGAGGGAUGAACUCGAGGUCGAGCGGCCGGAAUUGCAAGGAAAGGAGGUCACGCGGAUAUGA